This is a messenger RNA of Symbiodinium necroappetens, 609 nucleotides long. Lineage: Eukaryota; Dinophyceae; Suessiales; Symbiodiniaceae. The record is from the annotation of a GenBank genome assembly.
AUGUGGCCGAUGAACGAAAAGGGCAAGCUCCGUAAGCCAUCAACUGAUGCUAUCAAACUCAACAAGAUUCUGCUGCGCCACUUCGUGCCCAACUUCGCAAGCCACCCUCAAGUCGCACGUAUUCCAGUGAUUGCCCCGGUACUGGCUAUGAUAGCCAAAGAGUUCGGCGUGCAGAUCCUGGAGCCGCAAAUCAAUGCGGAUUUGUAUCGUGCUCGUCUUGGGGAUGAAGGUGCUUUGGCUGUGUAUCGACAGGCUCACAGGCCAAAUCAUCGGAGGAGGGCUGCAGGGCCAGAGGAGGCUAACGAUGAAGAAGAGGGUGAGCUGGAGGAGGGAGGGGAGGAAGGGGAGGAAGGGGAGGAGGCUGCUCCCGAUGAUGCUGCUACCGAGCCUGAGGGGGAGGGGGUUCAUGAAGGCCCGAAUGUCGCGCCGUGGCUGGGAGUGGCGGCAAUCUUUGACUUGCCGGAUGGUGAGAGCGACCCAGAGCUGGAGGGGGAUGGAUCGUCAAUGUGCAGUGAAGAAAGGUUUGGAGCUGACCUUUUGUCAGCUCCAUCGGUGGGCUCCUCUGAUCCGGAUUCCCAGGAUACGAUGACAGGUGGGGAAUUCGAAUAA